This is a messenger RNA of Staurois parvus, 415 nucleotides long. The record is from the annotation of a GenBank genome assembly. NCBI's taxonomy places the organism in Eukaryota, Metazoa, Chordata, Amphibia, Anura, Ranidae.
UCUUCCUCUUCUUCAUCCUCUUCCUCUUCUUCAUCCUCUUCCUCUUCUUCAUCCUCUUCCUCUUCCUCAUCCUCUUCCUCUUCCUCAUCCUCUUCCUCUCAUCCUCUUCCUCCUCAUCCUCUUCUUCCUCAUCCUCUUCUUCCUCAUCUUCUUCUCUUCCUCCUCUUCAUCUCUUCUUCUUCAUCCUCUUCUUCUUCAUCCUCUUCUUCUUCAUCCUCUUCUUCUUCAUCCUCUUCUUCUUCAUCCUCUUCUUCUUCUUUUUGUCUUCCUCUUGCAGGUCACUGCUCAUGCGCAGAUUUUUUAUCGGUAAAAAAAAUCGGCCGAUUUGCCCAUUAUUGCCGUGAAAAUUGGCCGAUCGGCAAAAUCAGCUGAUUUUUUUCCAACUUUACCGAAAAAAAAAAAAAACGGCCAAAAC